Fonsecaea multimorphosa CBS 102226 is the source of this 789-nucleotide messenger RNA. RefSeq lists its product as uncharacterized. The transcript has 3 exons. The coding region runs from base 1 to 789 and encodes 262 amino acids. Lineage: Eukaryota; Fungi; Ascomycota; Eurotiomycetes; Chaetothyriales; Herpotrichiellaceae. The record is from RefSeq and is a predicted model, not a curated record. Gene Ontology annotation, molecular function: oxidoreductase activity, acting on the CH-OH group of donors, NAD or NADP as acceptor.
AUGGCAUCACAAUACCUCAGCAGCAUGUUCUCACUUGAGGGGAAGACCGCCAUCAUAACCGGUGCAACAGCAGGUGGGCUGGGCUCGGCCCUCGCUGUCGCGCUGGCGCAGGCGGGCGUGUCGGCCGUCAUCUCCAUCGAAGCCCCCAACGACCCUCUUUCGGCGGAUCUAAAGACCAAGAUCGAGAGCGUAGGGGGAAAAUUGACCACGUUCCACUGCGACCUGCGCAACCCCAAGAGUCUCCGAGAGUGCUACCAGUCGAUAUGGAAAGCCGGGAUUGUGCCCGACGUCUUGCUCAAUGUCGCUGGUGUCAUGCGCCGGAAUCUUUGCGAGAAUGCCACCGAUGACGAGAUUGAUCUGCUGGUGGAUGUAAACAUGAAAGCAGUCUACAUUUCCAUGCAGGAAUUUGGCCGCAAACUCUUAGCUCUGGGACGACCUGGGAAAAUCAUCAACAUUGCUUCCGUCACCUCUUAUCAAGCUGGCUUCAACACGAGCGUUUAUUCAAGCACCAAGGGCGCCGUGCUGCAGAUGACCAAGGCCUUCAGCAACGAGUGGGCGAGCAAAGGUAUCCAGGUGAAUUGCAUCGCGCCGGGAUUCAUGAGGACUUCCAUGACCGCCCAAUAUCAAGAUGACCAGAAGAUGAUUGACUAUCUCAUGACGCGAGUUCCGAUGCAGCGAUGGGGGGAACCUCAAGAUCUGGUGUCCGCGAUGCUCUUCCUGGCUGCGCCAGGAAAUACUUUCACAUCUGGAGCCUGUUUGAUUGUCGAUGGCGGAUAUUGCGGCAAAUAG